AUGGAUAGUCCCUUGAUGGGCAUCACAAUCAGGAAUACAGGUGAAGACGCAUGGAUGAUUGAAAAUAUACAUGUGAAAAAUCUUUGUACGAAGCAAGUGUUUGAGAUGAACUGUGACCCUAACAUGUGUAUGGUAGACAGACCGUAUGCACCCCAAAUAUUCUUACUAGCAUCACAGUAUGCAACGCGAUACAAUAGCCCCGGGGCCCAAGAGGACCUUGCCAAGAUAGAUACUAUAUCUAGUAAUCGAAACUCAACUAUGUGUAAUUAUCGAGUAUAUGCACUAACGGGAAAAGACGGCGAGACAACUAACCCUUUGGAAAUUCGAUUUCACACUGCAUGUGCAGUUUCACAAUGGUACAGCAUUAAGGAUUCUGGACACGGCCAUCAGAAAAAUAAUUACUAUUGGAACAAAUAUUUUCUGCCAGUCAUGGAUAGUCCCUUGGUGGGCGUCACAGUCAAGGUCGCAGGUGAAGACGGAUGGAUGAUUGAAAAUAUACAUGUGGAAAAUCUGUGUACGAAGCGAGUGUUUGACAUGAACUGUCAGCCUAAUCUGUGUAUUGUAGACAGACCUCAUGUACCCGAAUUAUUCAUACCAGUAGCCUAAUCACAUUGAACCACAGUCGCAUAAAAUAAGGUUUAUGAGAAAUAUGGAGACUGCAAAUGAAGGAGAAUCGAUCAAGUUGGAUUAUUUCAUGGGACUGUGAGUUUGACUGACUUGGGAAACGCAUAAUGAAAACAUAUUUUGGACUUAAAAUUACACUUGAAUAAAGAAUUUUAGACAGCAU
Owenia fusiformis is the source of this 787-nucleotide messenger RNA. The record is from the annotation of a GenBank genome assembly. Lineage: Eukaryota; Metazoa; Annelida; Polychaeta; Sabellida; Oweniidae.